AUGGCCGACCUCCACGGGAUCAUGGUGGCCCUGAUCACCCCCUUCACCGACGACCAGACGGCUAUCGACGCCCCGCGCCUCCAGGCCCUGAUCGACCGCCUCAUCAAAGCCGGCGUGCACGGCCUCGUUCCCGGCGGCAGCACCGGCGAAUUCACCGCCAUGACCAUUGCAGAACGCAAACAACUCACCGAGCUCGUCGUCAAGUACACCGACGGCCGCGUGCCCGUCAUCGCCGGCACGGGGGCCCUCACCACCCGGGAGACACUGGAGCUCUCCCUGCACGCCGCCGAGGCCGGCGCCUCAGCGCUGAUGGUGGUACCCCCCUUCUACGACGCAGUCACCCUAACCGAACUCAAGACCCUGAUGGCCGAGAUCACACAAGCGACGCAGCUGCCCAUCGUCUACUACAACAUCCCCUCCGCCACGGGGCUGAAACUGACGCCCGCGGAGCUGGCGAGUCUGUCGGAGGUGGGCGUGCGCUACCUCAAGGAUACGUCGGGCGACGCCCCCGCCCUGACGGAGAUGCUGUUCGGGCUGUCGGAUCAGAUCACCGCGUUCAACGGCUGGGACACGCUGACCUUCUACGGGUUGGCAGCGGGCGCGCGCGGCGGGGUCUGGGGUGCGGCCAACAUCAUCCCCGAGCUGGCGGUCGAGCUGUGGGAGGCGGUCGCCGUGCGCGGCGAUCUGGCCCGGGGCCGCGAGCUGUGGGCCAAGGCCUGGCCCAUCUGCAAGUUCCUCGAGUCCCAUAACUAUGCCGCCGCCGUCAAGACGGGGCUGGAGUUGACGGGGACCGCCACCGGUGGCGUGCGGAGGCCGUUUCACAUGCUGGGGACGGAGGCGCAGGAGGAGUUUAAGGUGUUGAUUCAGGGUGCUGGGGUGAAGACUGUUUAG
Messenger RNA from Aspergillus aculeatus ATCC 16872, 891 nucleotides. Its product is annotated as dihydrodipicolinate synthase family protein. Lineage: Eukaryota; Fungi; Ascomycota; Eurotiomycetes; Eurotiales; Aspergillaceae. Gene Ontology annotation, cellular component: cytosol. The record is from RefSeq and is a predicted model, not a curated record. Gene Ontology annotation, molecular function: N-acetylneuraminate lyase activity. Gene Ontology annotation, biological process: N-acetylneuraminate catabolic process. The transcript has a single exon. The coding region runs from base 1 to 891 and encodes 296 amino acids.